AUGCGCAGCUUUGACUUUGUUAGACCAAAGCUCUAUCCACUUUUGCAGGAGGAGUUGGCCCUCUUCCAUACGCCCGAACACAUCGACCGCUACUGUCCUGAAUCCUCCUCUGAAUAUGAAGGGGAUGAGAUGAAAAUGGAGGCUCUAGGGAGCAUGACAGAACUGGCUAUGGAUCCGGAGACAUCGGUUAACAAAGGAGAUCGAAAAUUGGCUACCUCUUCCUUGGCCACUCUCCAUUGUGGUGGCGUGGGUGUCGACUCGGACACUGUGUGGAAUCCCGAGACUACCUCUAAGUCCGCUCGACUUGCUGUUGGACAGGUUCUCUGUCUUGCUCACAAUCUUGCUUGCGGUCGACUAAGAAAUGGCUUUGCUCUUGUCCACCCUCCUGGUCAUCACGCUGAGCCGGAUCAGGCCAUGGGUUUUUGCUACUUCAACUCUGUAGCUAUAGCUGCACUCUCAAUCCUGCGAAGUGGGCAAGCGAAUCGUGUCCUCAUCAUUGAUUGGGACAUUCAUCAUGGAAAUGGAACGCAGUUUGCAGCAGAAAAACAUCCCGGUCUACUUUACAUUUCGCUGCAUCGCUAUGAUCAAGGCACUUUCUUCCCCGGUACGGGCUCCUUCCAACGUCAUUGUCAUAGUGGUUAUAUCAUCAACAUUCCUUGGGGAUGCACCGAUGCCAGUCCUGCCGCUUCAGUUCGUCGUGAAUCUUGGCGCCUGGCGAAAGUUACAAAGGCUGCCUCGUCUAACGACAGUGGGGUGCCGGAGGAUUGCGCCUCCACAAUGGUAGGAGGAAUAGCACAGAGUUCCACCUCUUCACCCGCCUCCUCUUCUGCUGGCUCGCUGGACGCGGGGCUAGCUCGAUGCCCGGUUAGUGGAGGCAGUGGUGGGGAGACGUCAGGAACAGUGGGACUCUCUGAUUCGGAGUAUCUGGCUGCCUUUCGCAGUCUUGUGCUCCCUCUGGCCACUGAGUUCUCGCCGGAUGUGGUCUUGGUUUCUGCAGGGUUCGACGCCGCGGCUGGGCACGGGAGUGCUCUGGGUGGAUAUGAGAUAUCUCCUGGAGCCUUUGCAUGGAUGACACGACAAUGCAUGUCUCUAGCCGGAGGAAGAGUUGGUCUGGUUUUGGAAGGCGGCUAUGUUGCUUCGGUAACUGCUGACUGCGUUGCCACUUGUCUGAACGCCCUUCUUCUUCCCAAUCCGCCACCCGCCGUCUUCGAUGUUAAUCCCGGUGGCAGUAGCUUUCAGAGACUUGCCAUUCUAGAUGACUGUAUCACGGCUGCCAAAGCCUGGGUUGCGCCUUCUGAGCUUGCUCGUGCUCCACGGCCAGAAGCAGUGAAGACCCUUGUUGAAGUUGCCAACGUUCAUGCUGCAAGUGGACGGUGGAAGUGCCUUACUAUGCCGGAUACCUCAGUCUUGGUGGACGUGGCUCUGUCCUUCAACAAAGCAAUGGAACAGGAACGUGCACGUCUCCUUUCUUCUUCCAACACCGCUGUCGCGUCGUCGUCUGUCUGGAGCCCCUCCUCGAAACCCGACUCUCUGUGA
Molecule: messenger RNA, 1536 nt
Organism: Hydatigera taeniaeformis
Lineage: Eukaryota; Metazoa; Platyhelminthes; Cestoda; Cyclophyllidea; Taeniidae
Source: the annotation of a GenBank genome assembly